AUGCACCACCUCCGCCGCUUGCCGAGCGCGGCCUCCUUCUCAUCCAUGUUCGGUGGACCUCCCCCUUCGUCCGACACGACACCGACCUCGCCGUCGUCCGAAGCGAGAAGUCGAUCCUUUUCGAUCGCGUCGUCGAGCCUUGCCGAUGCGCUCGACAACGACAUCCACACCGGUCUCCACCUCUAUGACGGAGAAGGGCCGUCGUCGCCGAUCAUUGACGAGGUCAGCAUCGCGAACAGCGAAAUCAUUGCCGCUCUCGAAGCGUUGCAGAUCACCCAGCGCGCAGGGUAUUCCGAGCGAUUGCGAUUGAUCGCCAAGAUCCAGCACAUCAUGAUUGAUCAGGUUCGUUUUCAUUUCUCCUGCCGAGGUGUUACUUCGCCAUCGCCUCGAACUUGCUCGAGCUGACACGCUCAUACGUCGAUCCCGAGCAGCCCGAAACUCGAAAUGCUUUCCGCGAGCACGGUGGAUUCCUCAAUGCCGUCUCCGUCCUCGCAUCUCUCGAGGAGCGAGCAGCGGCCGAAAAUCAUGGCGGGGUCGGCAUCGAUACGUCCGAGCAACGGCACGAACUGCGGUACGAACUCGUCAAGCUCGUCUUCGCCGUCCUGGCUCUUGCCUUCGAAGGGCAUGACGUCAACCGGUCGACGUUCAACGACACGGUCGGGUACGAGGCUGUCGGCGAGGCGAUCAAGUUGAGUGGGCUCAUGGAAGCACAAAUAGACGAUAAGGACGUAGCAUCUGGCUCGUCGACGACGGUCGAAGGAUCGCCCGCUUCCCCCACUCCCGCCGAAAAGCUCUUCUCGAUCCUCUACGCGUUCCUCACCACCGACUUCUCCUCCCUGCCAAUCUACUCUUACCUUCGGCGGCACCUCAACUCGCCCUCUCCGGCCGAAACGGAAUCUGCUCCCGUGGUGUUUGACGCCGAUGCCAAGCCGGUAGAGGCGGUGAUUGAUCUUGCCGCCGACGCGGAACGUAUCGUCGUCUUGCUGGCCGAACGCGCCGAUGCAGUCCGGGAAUCAGGAGGCGAGGCGGCCGAACACCCCGAGGUCGUGCCGCUGAUGCUCAACUUGGCGUCUCAACUCGGCGAGAAUGAGAUCAUGCUGCGCUUGUCCGUGCUGUCCUCUCUGUUGCAGCUCAUCUGGAGCUCGACACGGUCCCAGGUCGCGCUUAACGAGGUUGGGCUCGUCGGGAUCGCCUUGUCGAGGCUGAUCCCGUCUCAGGAGCAGAAGCAAGACGACCUGUCGCCGGUCGAGAGAGACCUUUGGAUCAAGUUGAUGCAGCGAACCCUCGAAAUGGGCUCCGAUACGCACAACUCGCGGCGGCUGUUCCAACUCGCCGUCAAGGGGUGGCAGGGGACGGACGAGGAGGAAACCCUCGACGAAGAGGUGCUUGAACUGAUCCUCAUCGGGGUGCGGCGGUCGCGUUUCCCGAGCUUCAUCCACUUUGACCUGUCUCCGACAGGCUAUUCGGCUCUCGUGCUUCCUUCGCUGGGCCGCGUCUUUCCUCCGGCGACCGUCGGCUACACCUUCAUGGGGUGGAUCUCGAUCGACGUGCCUCCGCGAGCAGGGGACAGCUUCAGCGUGCUGGGAUACGGCGACUCGGCGGGAAAAUGCCAUCUCCAACUCAGCAUCACGUCGGAUCUCCAGUUCGCGGUCUCGACCUCCCCUUCCAAGCCCCCCGUCGUCUUCACGAACCACUGGCUGCAGUUGGGCAAGUUCCAGCACGUCGCUCUCGUCCACCAGCGACCCAAGUACGUGCUUUCGUCCCCGAUAUCUCUCUACGUCGACGGACAACUCGUCGAUACGAGCAAAAUCGCGUACCCGACGGCGCCGCCCAAGGACUCUGACGUGCAAGCAUGGCUCGGAACGCCGACGGAGCGCGUCGCCGAGGGUGGGCUUGGGAAGGGGAUGAAUCGAGUCAAGUGGAACCUUGGGCCGACAUGGCUCUUGCACGCGGAGCUGCCGGAGCAGAUGAUAUACGUGUGCUGGACGCUCGGCCCUCGCUACGCGGGCCUAUUCCAGGACCAACUGGGCCAGUUUCAAACGAACGCCUCGUCGACGGACCUCAACGUGCGGCUCGAGAUCGCGGCCUCGAAUGGGAACGCUCAACCGGCGACGCAGGCGCUGAUACAAGCGAUCCGCGAACGGGGGAGUGCGGUCGUCCCCGACCACAAAAUAUAUUUCGCCUUCUCGGCGCUCAACGUGCUCGCCGCUGGCUCGUCCAGAGGGAUCCUAGGGACGGGACUUUCGGACCGGGCUCGACAGGCCCUCGCUUCGACGGCAGCCUCGCCGAGAGGCAAAGCGAUCGUCAACUCGGCCAUUCCGCGCAAGAUCGACGAUGUCCUCCUGAUGCCGAAUGGGUUGGGUCACUUGACACAAGCGCACGCGUGCAACCCGAGAGGACUCGAUGCUGCGGUGUGGAAGAUUGGGGGCGUCUCGGUAGUGACGAAGCUCAUUGAGCUGUCCAAGACGUCGGCACAGCUCGCUACGACGGUGCAGCUGUUUGUCGAAUGCAUUCAAGAUAGUUGGAGGAACAGUGAGGAUGCGGGCAAGUCUAGCAUCUAGGUCGAGUGAAGCUAAUAAAGCCUUGAACUGAACUCGAGUUUUGCUCGACAGAACGAACACAAGCCUACGAAACGCUGGCCUAUUUGCUCCGGCACAAAGCGAGCCUCAUCGAUGCCCGCACCCAUGAUAUUAUACUGAGCUUUUGCGGUCUCGAUGUGGACGAACCGACACGCUCCAUCGUUUCCAACGUCCUCGCCUUCCGCUUCAUCAUCCUCGACCUGGUACUAUGGGGCGCCACCGACCUGCCAAUGCAGCAGCGCCACCUUCAGCGCCUGCGCGACUUUGUCCAGCGCAGCGAACACGCCCCUUUCAACAUGCGACGCGUCGUCAAGAUGCACCUUGUUCGCAAGCUACUCUUUGCGCUCCGAGCUGGUUUGUUCUAUCCUUCGAUGAACGAUGAGAUCGUGGACUUUUUGAUGCUCGUCGUGACAGCCCACUUCUCAACCGAGACGGUGCGCCAUGUUGCGACCUUCUUGACGGCUACGCUUUGCCAAGGUGAGUCGUGACCAGAGCGUAGCUUUGGGCGCUACGCUGAGUUGACAUACUCAAUUCGGACCUGUGCAGUUGUCCACGUCUCGGCCCACCCCAUAGAGCCGGCAGAGAAUAUCGAUAGCCCCGAUCCCGAAGCCGAGAACCCGGCCGAAGCGUUUGUACUGGACGUUCGGCGACUCGACGCUGGAUCAUAUGCGGCUUCACUCCGUGUAUUGUCGGCGCUGCAUGACCUCGUGCUAGGUACCGAAUCGACGCAAGCGCUCGCCAAGUUUGCCAAAGUUAUCACGACGAAAUGGACGCUACUGUUCAUUCUUGAUCGGACGGCGCCGCCGCUUGCUGCGGUGCUGAGCUUGCGCAUCCUUGUCCGGCUUCUGCAGACGCAGGGUUCGGCGUUCGCGGCCAAGUUUGCAAAUUCGACGGAUGGUUAUCAGAUGCUUCGGAGUGCGACCCCGCACCUGUGGAACUUUGGCCAGAUCCACCUCGCGCUCUUUGCGCUGCUGCACGGUCGCGACAUCUCCAAAGUCUCGCUCGAUGCCGACUUCUCUCCCUCGGUAUUUGCGACCUGCUCGGUCGACCUGUCACCCCUCGCGUCCGAGGUCGUCCGGGUCCUCGUCGCCUGCGUCGCACGAGGCGUCAUGGUCCUCGAGCGUAAACCUGCCGAGGCGGUGACGAGGGAAUUUCUCACUCCGCAGAUAGGGAGCGACAAGUCGCCGGCUCUGAACGGCGGCGAGGAUCCUAAGCCGAGGUUACGGACACGCCUUUCGCUGGCUCGUGGAUUUGAUGUCGUUCUGGCGCUAUUGAACCAAGCCAAUCGCGCGACCACGGGCUCCCACGACCAUCUCGCAACGUCGGCCGUGGCGCUCCCCGAUCUCGUAGCGGCGCUCAAACCUGCCUUGCGAGUCGUUGGCGAGCUCGAGUACGCACCGGCUGAACACGUCCCCUCGUUGCCGAUCAUCACACCGCGGAACGGCUACCACUUUGUCGCCACCGUCCGCCGAGGAUCCCGCGUCUCCCUCGAUUCGUUCUCCUCGGGGCCAGCAGAGGAAAGUGCCGGGCUCGGAGUACUUGGGGUGCCCCUUUCCACCUCGAACUCUUCCAGCCUCGAGGCCUCACUUGCGUCGCCACUCUGGACGUCGGUCAUGCCCGAUGGCCAGUGGCCACCGAUCCUUGACGAUCCCAAAACGAUGGGGCCCGCCGCGACCUCGCUGCUAGACUUUCUGUCGUCUCAAGUCACGGACGCCAUCACCACGCGCCAUGUCAAGCGAAUGUCAAUCAGUGGCUUCGAUCUUCCGAUGACAUCGGCGGAACCACCUUUGCAAAUCUUGCGCGACAUGAUCGACGCCUCGGCUUCGUCGGACCUCCGCUCGCAAGCCACGUUUCGCACGUCGCUGCUCCGCGCCAUCACGGACAGGCUGACGCGUGCUAGCACGGCGACGAUCGUGGCGAACCGCGUCGCCAACUUUGUCGAGUUUGCGACCGAGCAAGCCUUCCAAGGAUGGUACGUCGAUAUUGUUCACCUCAUCAAGUUCGUCCUCUCGUACAUCGAGAAACUGCUCGACGAGUCGGCCCUGUCGGUCCCGCUGGAUGCGGCCAAGCCGUUCGUGCAGUUGUACAAAUCGGCGAAUCGAUUGGUCUUGCUCGCCCUUGCCGACGACCUCGAAGUACCCGAGACGGUGCUCAACGUCCUGGUUCAUCACCAGCUCACGCUCUUCGCGGGUCAAAACGCGGAGCCCGAGUUCUUCCGCCUGCUCGUGUACCGUCUCAGCGUUCUGACGAUCGCCUCGCGUGAACCAGCGCCCUUGGUCGACUUUUUCAAGUUGCUCGUGCUGCAGCGGUCGGGUGACGUCGAAGAUGCGCUGGGACAGCAGCGGAAACACGACUUUGAGCCGCCGUUCUCGAGCAAGGCCAUCGAUACCGACGUUGAAGGCUUUGUGACCUUGCUCAUGUCGAGUGAGCCGCAGAUCGAAGAACUGAGCGACUUUUGGGACGCCUUCAUCGCGGGCGAGGUGUCUCGGCUGCGACCGACCUUGGAGAAGGAGAUCGUGCGGUUGGAGGAGCUGGCCAUGUCGCUAAAGCAAAAACGCGAUGCGCAACGCAAGCGCAUGCGAACACAACGCACGGCGAUCUACGACUGGAGCGAAGGCAUUCACGAAGUCGAAGCGACCCGCGUCGCGCACACCCGCCAAGACUUUACCGAUCAUGCGGCCUACAUCCACGCCGAGUGGAUCGAUCGAUCGCAGGCGUUGUACAGGGAACGAGGCAUUUGGGGCAUGCCAUUACCGACAGAUCGAUGGCAACUCGAUUUCACCCAAGGACCAUAUCGAAUCCGCAAGAAGCUGCAGGCCGAGUUGCCGAAGAAGAUUGCGCUGCCGCCGGCGGAUACUUUAACUUCGAACCGGUACAGGCGGAUGGGGAACGGUUCGACGAGUCGUCACGAAUCGAUGUCGCAAUCACCCGAGACCACUCUACGUAAGUCCCGGAUCCAAGUCUAGAGAAAACCUAGACUGAGGAUCCAAGUCUAGAGAAAACCUAGACUGACCCACUCCGCUGUCCACAGUCAAAGUGCAAGCUGCGACACCAGUACCUCCCUCAUCGCCGGGGCAGAGUGACUUGCCGGCCGAAGAGUCGAUGUGGGUUGAAGGCGCCAGCAUGGAGACCACGAUGAUCGAUAGCGAGUCGCCCGAGCCGGUCACGGACGAGGAUAAGAACCGCAAGGUCAGAAGAUCGCUCGAAUCUGGAGACGUGAUCGAAUCCGUGUUCAACAUCAACCGCAUCGUCGGUCUUGACGCUGUCGCUGGGCUGUUGCUGCUUGCCAAGAAGAAUGUCUACAUUAUCGAUGGCUUCUUCCAGACCUCGUCGGGGGAUCUCGUCGAUGCGUGGGAGGCGCCAGAGGAGGUGAGUAUUCGAGCGAUGGCCUCAGCGACCCUCACUACAUGCUAAGCUUGGCUCUCUGUCGUUAUAGGAACGGGAUCGUCACCUCCAGACGCUGGCCGAGUUGGCCGGUCAAUCGACGGCUUCGGCCCACGAAGUCGACAUCGCUCACCGAAGUCGCCGAUGGGCGUGGACGGACCUGCUCGAGGUGCACGAGCGAAAGUACCUGUUCCGCAACGUCGCGCUCGAGCUCUUCUUCGCCGACGGUCGCAGUUUCCUCCUCACCUUUUCGAAAGAAAAGCGACAGGCCGCACAGAGUGGGAUCGCGGCUCGCAACCCGGGCUCGGUUGCUACGGGUUCGCUCCACAUUGUCGGCGCCACGCUCGGCGCCAAGUUCUCCGACGCCGUGCUGGGCCAAAAGACCAAGCUCGAGCACAUCACGAAGCGCUGGGAGCGGCGCGAGAUGAGCAACUUUGAAUACCUCAUGCAUCUCAACACCAUCAGCGGUCGCACCUACGCCGACUUGACGAACUACCCCGUCUUCCCAUGGGUCCUGGCCGAUUACCGCAGCGACUCGCUGGACCUGACGGAUCCGGCGACGUUCCGCGACCUUUCUAAGCCGAUGGGGGCCCAAAACCCGCAACGAGAGGCCGAGUUUGCAGAACGCUACCAGCAGUUGCAAGAGCUCGAGGACGGGACCAAGCCGUUCCACUACGGCACACACUACAGCUCGGCCAUGAUCACGGUCGGGUAUUUGAUCAGAUUGAGGCCAUUCACCGAAUCGUACCUCGACUUGCAAGGCGGCUUUGACCACGCCGAUCGCAUGUUCCACAACCUUGCCAAAGCGUGGGACUCGUGUUCGCGCCUGAGCCACUCGGACGUCCGCGAGCUCAUCCCCGAGUUCUUCUUCUUGCCCGAUUUUUUGCGCAACGCCAACGGUCUCAAGCUGGGUCUGCGGCAAGAGAGCGAUGCGCCGAUCGACGACGUUGCCCUGCCACCGUGGGCCAAGAACGACCCCCGACUCUUCAUCGAGCUGCACCGGAAGGCCCUCGAGUCGGACUACGUUUCGGCGCAUCUGCACCUCUGGAUUGACCUCAUUUGGGGCUACAAGUCUGGCACCGGAGACGAUGCGAUCAAGGCCGUCAACGUUUUCCACCAUCUUUCUUACGAGGGGGCAAUUGGUAAGCUCACCCCGAGUGUUCGUCCUUGCGAUCGCCGUACUGAGCAGGUAAUGCAUCCCCUUUUAGACUUGGAUUCGAUCGCCGACGUGGACGAACGGCGUGCAGCGACUUCGACCAUUCACAACUUUGGAAUGUGAGUCGUCAGAAACUCAUUCGAAAGCUCUCAAUCAGGAUCACGCGCUGAUCUCCUCUCGUCCCCAUGCGCCAGGACCCCCAAACAAUUGUUCUCAAAGCCACACCCGACCCGCAUUCCUCCGUUGGUCGCAAAGGCCACGAGGCCCAUCUUCAGCCACGAUAACUCUAUCGAGCAGCAGUACACGACGCUCAUCCAAUCCAUCGUGCCGGUCUGCGACGUUGGCCAGCACAUCUCGGCUAUCCACCCUUCGACGACGCCCGAAAAAACGACUGCGACGGGAUCACACACGCUCGCUUUCCCUGGGGAUGCCUCGCACUCGGUCUCGUGGGGGUACGCGGAUCAAGCCGUGCGUGUGCACGCCAAGGGCAACAAUAACCCUACAUCGCUGUUCGAAGGCAUGCAUUCCGAAUGUGAGAUCGCCUUCCACUACAAUGUCUAGCUACACAGCAGCAGCUGACCCAAAUGCACCUACCUUUUCCGCAGUCGUGUCCGCCGCUUGCUUUGCGGAUGUUCGCACCUUUGUCACGGCCUCGACUGAUACGAACGUAUCCUUGUGGCGGUGGCGGUGGAAGCACCACCAACGCGGCGAGGUUCAAUUCCAGCAGGUCGAGUGCCUUCGAGGCCAUUCAGAUCAGGUGGUCUGUCUCGCUGCCUCCCGACCGUACUCGAUCGUGGUCUCUGGAUCGGACGACACGACGGCCAUCAUCUGGGAUCUCAAUCGGCAGCGCGUGAGUGAACGCGGUUUCGUGUCUCUGCGGUUGGUGCAGCACCUGUCUAACUUUGCCUGUCCACCUAUAGUUCGUCCGUGUUCUGGAAGGGCACGAGGGGCGCGUACAGUUGGUCACCAUCGUGAGUCAAUAAAGAGCUCAAUCAAUGUAGAGCCUCGGUAGUCAGUUCUUUCAUCGAGCGCAUGCCGAUCCAAGCUCCAUUUACCCACAGAGCGAUACGACGGGAGACAUUGCUACCUGCAGCGGAUCCGCUCUCCGGCUUUGGACGGUCAACGGGGUACUCAUGGCGACGCAAUCGACGUCCAACUUCGUCGACCCCAUCACCGCCGUCGCAUUCUCACAGCACGAGACUGCUCCUCUUGUCGCCACGGGCCACCGAGGCGGGAGGAUCAUGCUGUGGGAGCGUGUGAAGUCCGACACGGAGCCGACCGGCUGGGCACUCAAGCUUGUCCACACGCUGCGGCACAAGGAUCGCCUCGACGCGAGACCCGUACCCGACAUUACGUGCCUCACCUUCACGCGCCGGCAGUUGUACUCUGGCGAUUCGAGCGGCCGGUGCUACCUCUGGUCGCCUCCAGGCGUCGAGCUGUUCCUUCCCGACUCGAUUGGCGGAGGGUCUUGCAUGGGUUGCAAGCAAGCCUUUGGAUUACUCGAAACCCGACGCAGGUGCUCAUCAUGUGCGGGAAUUUUUUGCACGAUGUGCACGACGACGAGUGUCGAGGUCGGGGGUCGCUUCUGCGCUAGCUGCUUCCGAGUGCUCUCGCCUCUUGCGGUCGUAGAGCCAGCGGCUCCGCUGACCCCCACCGUCGCCGAGGGCUGA
Messenger RNA from Microbotryum saponariae, 8789 nucleotides. The record is from the annotation of a GenBank genome assembly. Lineage: Eukaryota; Fungi; Basidiomycota; Microbotryomycetes; Microbotryales; Microbotryaceae.